AUGAGCACACAGACCAGCACGGCUCACUCGGGAGCGACCGCCGCACAUCCACCUGUCCCAGCUCUCCCGCUCGAGACUUCAUCGCCUUCGACUCCCGAAUCCCUCGACAAGGCCGACAACGACUCGCCGAGACUCGGUGGGGCGGGAGACGGGGCUGAGGGAGGACAGGGCGCGGACGGGCCGGUUGAGGCGGAUCGAGAAGCGGUGCGCGGUGAGGAGGAAGACCCUCGGUUGGUCGAGGGGUCAGGACUGGCGGGAUGGUUCAUGCGGCACGCGCGGGCGAAGAAGCGGCCAAGUCAACCUGUGAACGGCUCGGAUGGGCAUGCAGAGGCGGGCGACUCGUCAGAAUACCACUUUGUCAAGCCCGAGUUCCGCGACUUGCCCAUCCUCUCCGGUCUUGUCUGCCCUUUCAGCGUCCUGCUUGACAUACCCGGCCUGACAACCCGCUGGUACAUCCGCACCGAAGGCUACAACAUCAUCGAGACUCAGCCCAACCCCGCUUUGCUCGACGUCGGCCAAGCGAUCUCCCUCGCCUUCGGCGUUGUAGCCAAUGCCGCUCUAGUCUGGCGCUUCCUCGAACACCGGCCUCGAAUCUGUACCUGGGUCGCCAUCGUCGCUCUCACGAUGCACGACGCGCUCAAUAUCACCAUCGUCACGUGGUUCGGAGUGGCGCACCGUUUUUCCGACGGAUUCACGUACGGAGACGCCUUCUGGCUGAGCGUCGCCUCAACAGCCGCCAGCACCUUCUGCAACAUCACCCUCGCACUCGACCUCGCCCGCACAAAGGACUUUGACAAGAAAGGCAGCGGGUUGACGGAGAAACAGCGCACGUUGGUGAUCGCGACAAUGGUCUUCUUCGUUUACCUCUCGCUCGGAGCUCUGUGCUUCUCGUACCUCAUCGGCGGGUUGACGUUCAUCGACGCGUUGUACUUUGUCUGCUGCACGGUGACAUCUGUCGGCUUCGGCGACAUCGUCCCCCUAACCGCCGGCGCCCGCGUCUUCUGCAUGCUCUACGCCUCAAUCGGUCUCGUCCUCCUCGCUCUAACCAUCGCCGUCGCACGCGAGACGAUAAUCGAGACUUUCGAAGCCAACUACCGUUCGAGGAGGGACAAGUUGGCUGAGCGCGCGAGGGCGAGGAAGGAGGAGGCUAGGAGGAGGGCGGUCGAGGGGAGGGAGAGGAGGAGGAGGGUGUUGGAGGAGGCGGCGAGGCAGGGACGGACUGCGGGGGAGGGGGAGGCGCUGGAAGGAGGAGGAGCGGCGGGUGGAGGGAGAGGUGGCAGAGCGGCGGUGAUGGGCAGGAAGGACGGGUCGAAGGAGGAACGGGUUGCGCUUGACAUGCCCACGCGGACUUUGACCUUCUCGGCGCCGACUCUGCCGGAGGACGACCAUGUUCCCGCCGACUCGCUCCUUCACCGACUCCGACGGACCGUCUCCCGCCCCUUCCAUGAUGCCGCUAAAGAAGUCGACUUCCGCCGAAGCCUCAAAGACUUCCGCUCGGGCGCCUCACUCGCACGCCGAUCCUCCAUCUCCAGCCUGUCCUCCUCCCUCACCACAUCCUCUCUCGACGAAUCCUUUCGCUCUCUCAAGGACCAACUGGUCCGUGAACAGCGGGAAGAGUUCCGCAUCAAGUUGGGCAUCUCGUUUGGGCUGUUCUUGAUUUUUUGGUUGGGAGGAAGCGCGAUCUUUAUGGUCACGGAGCGCUGGACGUAUGGUGUGGCGCUGUACUUCUCGUGCACCUACUUCUUGACCAUCGGGUUCGGCGACUACUCGCCCAAGUCAGCCGCCGGACGCGCUUUCUUCGUCGCAUGGGCGUUGCUCGGAGUCGCUAACAUGACGCUCUUGCUUUCAGUCCUGACCGAAUCCUGGUCGUCUCGCUACAAAUCCUCGAUCGACGACGGGCGGCUGAAGAAGACGAUGCGCCGCCUCGACCUCCGCAAGAAACCCGACGCAUCCGGCAGCAACCCCAACUCGUCUUCCGUCUCGCUCCUCGCCUCGGAGGGCUACACCGUUCCUUCUCAGCCUAUCCCGCCACAUGAGUUGCCCGAAAAGAUCGUCGAGACAAUCAAGGGUUUCCACAAGCACGCGAGGUACUUCCUCCUCGGCCGUACAGGCGACCCGCCUCCUCAACUGCGGUUUCUGCUUGAAGCGGCGGACGAGGUGGAUGAGAAGGUCGAGUCGCUAGUGGCGGGCGGUGCGACGAGUCUUGCGGACUCGGGCGCUCAGGGCGAUACCAAGCACUACCUGUUCAUGAUUUCCUACGAGCGCCAAUUCGACGCCCUCGUCGACUCGGCCGAACAGCUCUCGCAAGCGAUCAAAACAACCACCGCCGAACUCGAAGCGCUGAACGUCGAGAACGACCGCCUGCGAGCCGAGUUGCUCCAGCUCCAGGCUGAGCAUUCGGCUUGCGAGCCCCCGCAGGCGCAGGCGCCUGUUCGACAUAUCCCGUUCCCGUUCGUGCAUCGUCCGCCGGGUGGAUUUGGGGAUGAGGAGGUCGAGGAGGAGCUGGUGGAGGCGGUGGAUGAGGCGGAUGACCAGAGCACGAUAAGGAAGACGCAGAGCGAGGGAGGGUGA
Messenger RNA from Rhodotorula toruloides NP11, 2571 nucleotides. Its product is annotated as potassium channel subfamily K, other eukaryote. Gene Ontology annotation, molecular function: potassium ion leak channel activity. Gene Ontology annotation, cellular component: membrane. The transcript has 9 exons. Gene Ontology annotation, biological process: stabilization of membrane potential; potassium ion transmembrane transport. The record is from RefSeq and is a predicted model, not a curated record. NCBI's taxonomy places the organism in Eukaryota, Fungi, Basidiomycota, Microbotryomycetes, Sporidiobolales, Sporidiobolaceae. The coding region runs from base 1 to 2571 and encodes 856 amino acids.